Messenger RNA from Oncorhynchus nerka (sockeye salmon), 3364 nucleotides. Its product is annotated as mitochondrial glycine transporter B-like. Bases 391 to 1374 code for a protein of 327 amino acids. Gene Ontology annotation, biological process: glycine import into mitochondrion. Lineage: Eukaryota; Metazoa; Chordata; Actinopteri; Salmoniformes; Salmonidae. Gene Ontology annotation, molecular function: glycine transmembrane transporter activity. Gene Ontology annotation, cellular component: mitochondrial inner membrane; mitochondrion. The record is from RefSeq and is a predicted model, not a curated record. The transcript has 8 exons.
AUAUAACUUAAGUUAAAAGUAAAUGUAAAGAAACAUUUGGCCUCAACAUGGUUAAAACUAAAAAGUUAUCAUGGAGUCCUUGCAUUCGUAGCUUUGUCUAUGAAUUUGAGUGGUUACAUUCCUCCAGCCCUCAGCUGUUCACUGACACUGCUGAUUGCGGCUUUAAACUGUAAAUACACUAGACUAUCUGAUCUAUUGUCCUGUAGUGUUUUUAUUUUUUAGCAUCGUGAUCUCAGACAUGACCACAAGAGGACAGUCUUGAAUCUGAACAAAUCCCAAUUGAAAUGGUUCCCCAGGACAAACGGCAUAAUUAUGAAGCAAGUCUAAACCGGUUUAAACAGACAAUUGGACACAAGGAUGGACAGAUUUGGGAGCGUUUGGAAAAGUUGAAUGGACAGGGGCAGAGUAAGGACUGAGAAAGUGAUUCAAAAAGAGGAAAAGACAGAGGAUUUUGAUCAUACAAGGACAACAUUAUUGGAUUGGAAUUUAUUCUCAACUUUCAAAAUAACCAUGGAACUGUCUCUGGCUCACCCGACUCUCAAAGCCUUUAUGUGUGGCUCUCUCAGUGGAACAUGCUCCACCCUGCUCUUCCAGCCUCUGGACCUGGUCAAGACCCGCCUGCAGACCCUUCACAGCAACAUGCAGCCUGGUUCAGCAAGAGUGGGGAUGGUGACUGUGUUCUUAAGUGUUGUACGGACAGAGAAGCUCAUAGGACUUUGGAAGGGGGUCUCACCAUCAUUUGUGAGGACCAUCCCCGGCGUAGGGAUCUACUUCAGCACCUACUACUCUCUGAAGCAGCACUACUUCCUGGAGCAGGGCCCCGGGGCCAUGGAGUCUGUGCUGCUGGGAGCUGGGGCCAGGACUGUGGCAGGGGUCUGCAUGCUGCCUGUCACUGUCAUUAAAACUCGCUUUGAGAGUGGCAGGUAUAACUACGUGAGCGUGGCAGGGGCUUUGCGCAGUGUGUGUCAAACAGAGGGACCCAGAGCUCUGUUCUCAGGGCUGACCGCCACCCUCCUCAGAGAUGCUCCCUUCUCAGGCCUCUAUGUCAUGUUCUACAGCCAGGGCAAGAACACUCUGCCACAGGAGAUAAGCACGUCUCCCUACGCGGCCCUGGCUAACUUCAGCUGUGGGAUUCUGGCCGGGGUCCUGGCUUCCCUAGUGACCCAGCCAGCUGACGUGGUCAAAACCCAUGUCCAAGUCAGCCCACAUCUGUACAGGAGGACUGCAGACGCUGUGCGAUACAUUUACAAUGAGCACGGGUUUCAAGGGUUCUUCCGGGGUGGGGUGCCACGUUCUCUGAGGAGGACCAUGAUUGCUGCCAUGGCAUGGACGGUGUAUGAACAGCUGAUGGCCCGCAUGGGGCUCAAGUCCUGAGGAGGGAUGACAAAAAGAGGGAUGACAAGAAGGGAUGACAAGUCCUGAAGAGAGAGAAUGAAAUGUGGCCCGAGGAAGAAAGUGAAAGUCAAGGACAAACCAGUACAGUGAGGAGUGCCCUGGAAGGCAUUGCUGUGUUUGUUUCUUAAGACUGCCUAGUUGUGAGAGUGUGCCAAUGGACUUCUUCACUGACAUACAUUAUUCUGCCAUAACAUUAUUAACACAUUGCAAAGAUAUGAUACCUCAAGGACUGGUAUCCAUACUUUGACAGAAAGAUGAGGACUAGUAGUUUUAUUAAAAUGUAUGUAUAUUUGAAUAGUUUUGCAUUGCGCAAUAUUGUCUGUCUUCAUUGUAUUUGAGGCUACACCAAACAAUACUUUAAUUUAUUUAUUCUACUGGGCUACUUUCAAAAUUCUAUAUUGCACUAUAAGUCAUAUAAUAUUGUUGGUCCUUAACCAGCCACUGGACUCCCAGCCACACUGACUGUUUAAGCUACUCCAGGCUUUAGAUAUAUAUCCCACUGUAGAAUUCUACAAUGUCAGGUACAGUUGAAGUCGGAAGUUUACAUACACUUAUGUUGGAGUCAUUAAAACUAGUUUUUCAACCACUCCACACAUUUCUUGUUAACAAACUAUUGUUUUGGAAAGUCGGUUAGGACAUCUACUUUGUGCAUGAAACAAGUACUUUUUCCAACAAUUGUUUACAGACAGAUUAUUUUACUUAUAAUCCACUGUAUCACAAUUCCAGUGGGCCAAAGUUUUCAUACUUGACUGUGCCUUUAAACAGCUUGGAAAAUUACAGAAAAUUAUGUCAUGGCUUUAGAAGCUUCUGAUAAUUUGAGUCAAUUGGAGGUGUACCUGUGGAUGUAUUUCAAGGCCUACCUUCAAACUCGGUGCCUCUUUGCUUGACAUCAUGGGAAAAUCAAAAGAAAUCAGCCAAGACCUCUGAAAAAGAAAUUGUAGACCACAAGUCUGGUUCAUCAUUGGGAGUAAUUUCCAAACGCCUGAAGGUACCACUUUCAUCUGUACAAACAAUAGUACACAAGUAUAAAUACCAUGGGACCACGCAGCCGUCAUAUCCCUCAGGAAGGAGACGCGUUCUCCUAGAGAUGAACGUACUUUGGUGCGAAAUGUGCAAAUCAACCCCAGAACAACAGCAAAGGACCUUGAGAAGAUGCUGGAGGAAACGGGUCUAAAAGUAUCUAUAUCCACAGUAAAAACGAGUCCUAUAUCGACAUAACCUGAAAGGCUUUCAGCAAGGAAGAAGCCACUGCUCCAAAACCGCCAUAAAAAGCCUGACUAUGGUUUGCAGCUGCACAUGGGGACAAAGAUUGUACUUUUUGGAGAAAUGUCGUCUGGUUUCGUGAAACAAAAAUAGAACUGUUUGGCCAUAAUGACCAUCGUCAUGUUUGGAGGAAAAAGGGGGAGGCUUGCAAGCCGAAGAACAACAUCCCAACCGUGAAGCACGGAGGUGGUAAGCAUCAUGUUGUGGGGGUGCUUUGCUGCAGGAGGGACUGGUUCACUUCACAAAAUAGAUGGCAUUAUGAGGCAGGAAAAUUAUGUGGAUAUAUUGAAGCAGCAUCUCAAGACAUCAGUCAGGAAGUUAAAGCUUGGUCACAAAUGGGUCUUCCAAAUGGACAAUGACCCCAAACAUACGUCCAAAGUUGUGGCAAAAUGGCUUAAGGACAAAGUCAAGGUAUUGGAGUGGCCAUCACAAAGCCCUGACCUCAAUCCUAUAGAACAUUUGUGGGUAGAACUGAAAAAGCAUGUGUGAGCAAGGAGGCCUACAAACCUGACUCAGUUACACCAGCUCUGUCAGGAGGAAUGGGCCAAAAUUCACCCAACUUAUUGUGGGAAGCAUGUGGGAGGCUGCCCAAACAUUUGACCCAAGUUAAACAAUUUAAAGGAAAUGCUACCAAAUACUAAUUGGGUGUAUGUAAACUUCUGACCCACUAGGAAUGUGAUGAAAGAAAUAAAAGCUGAAUAAAUCA